This is a messenger RNA of Physella acuta, 1484 nucleotides long. RefSeq lists its product as uncharacterized. Lineage: Eukaryota; Metazoa; Mollusca; Gastropoda; Physidae. The record is from RefSeq and is a predicted model, not a curated record.
UAGUUAGACAUACACAAAUGUUGGUCUAUUUCUAGUUUCUAUUUGCCUCUGUUUGUAGUCAAUGGAUUGUUUAAUGUUCCUUUCGGAAAUCUAAUUAAGGCACAAAUGGAUAAAGUUCUGGUUCUUUCAACACUUCUCAUUUGUAUGGUUUACUUACCAGAUACACUAAACUGCAUACCAAGAUUUCCUAUGGAAAUCGAAGGGUUUGAGAAAGAUUGUGUCAAUUAUAGUUGCCGCUACACCGGGAGAAUUUUAGGGCACGUUGACAUCUAUAGAGAGAAUUUAACUUAUGCCGUGGUGGAAUACGCAUCGACGUUAAGUCUUUUUUAUUGUCAAGGAAUGAAGGGCUGCUCUGAUGACACGUAUAAUUGGGUACCGCUUUGUGAUAUAUUCUGGUUUGACGACCCACUAGAUUGUGUAAACUAUGACUACUACCCCUGCUUCUGCUCAGGAACGUUUCCCAUGAAAUUUAAAUUUUACCCAAUAAUUGGAAAUGCUUACUACCGGACUGGAAAUCUUAUCGGCAACCACUACCCAAAUCCAGAUGAUUUCGGCAAAGUAUUUGAUCCAAGAAAUAUAACAAGUGUAUGGGAUCCGAUUGAAAAGUUCCAGGUAUUUUUUAAAGGUAAACAAUGGGAAUUUUCAGUCAACGAAGGCCGCCUAUUACAUUCAGAGUCUGUUUUCUUGGGAAUCGGAGCUCUGUGCACUUUUCUACUAGCCUAGAAACAGCUUGCUUAGAAACAAUGACACCCUAAUUAAAGGAGGUUGGGUGGUCGUGUUUUCAUCGUCGGAUCUUUGGUGAAGAAAUCGCUAGUAUUUAAACUUGCUAUCUUCUCUUUUAUUGUUGCAUUUAGUAAUCAUUUAAUUGAAUCUUUUAAUAAAAUUUUAUAAAUUAAUAUAUUGUCUAACUCGAUUAAAUAUUAGAUAUUAGCGCAUUGUCAUAGGAGGAGAAUGUAUCUAUAAGAAAUGGCUGCAUUAGAAGUUUGUAAAAAGUAAGCUACAAGAAAGUUUGCCAAAAGUCACAACAAAAAUUGUUUUAAACAUUUUAUAAACAUUUCGCUUUGGGGAAAUGAUUAGAGUUGUAUGAUAUUGUAAUGGUGGGUGGGGGAGGGUUAAAAUGGGUUAAAAAUAUGAAGUUAUAUCAUAGUACCACAAAAGACAAAAGAGUAUAGAACGUUAAAUAUAUAAUUCAAAGAAUUCUAAUAAUACUUAUACAUCUACUUAGAUAGAUCUGAUAGUAUGAUAACUAGCCUAUCUUUAAACAAAGAAAAUAUUUCAGUCAUGGCGUAUAUUUAUAUUUUUUUUUCAAAACAAUGAAUUUUUAAACAUUUAUAACAUUUUUCAGCCAAUCCACUGGGUUAGUAGUAAAACUGGGAUAUUCAUUUAAGUAAUAAAUAAAAUUCAUUGUACUGGACACCUUUUUUAUCUAAUUUCAGUUAAUGUAGAUGAAACUUUUAGACCAUGCUCUUAACUUAUAAGGCGUA